CCACCACUUUUCUGUUUGAAAGGGAGUUGGAAGAAGUGAACGCUUAAAUUUCAUCACAAGGUAACAUCUCAGCUGUUGUAAGAAAAUAUAGAAUAAUUUGAUUAUUUGUCUUCUUUCUAAAGAUGAACAAGUUUMUUGUUGUUUUUCCACAGAUGCAGUCAAGUCUGGUCUUAGUGUUGCUCCUUUGUGGACUGGGGAUCAGAGCCGACGACAGCUGUACCCCAACAGAUUGUGAGAACUGCCCUCCUGGCUGGAAGCCCUUUGAAGGCCGAUGUUACGUGUUCCUGAAAGGUGAAGCGGAGUGGGCCGUCGCUGAGCGUCACUGCAACUUCCUGGGUGGAAACCUGGCCUCCAUUAGUUCUAAAAAGCAACACGACUUCCUCAGGGAGAUGAUCUUUAAAGACACAGGAACAAACAAAAGGACCUGGGUUGGAGCCAACGAUGCAGUAAAAGAGGGUGGUUGGUUGUGGAGUGACGGUACAAAAUUUGACAAGACGUACAGCUUCUGGGCUCCAGGAGAACCGGACAACAGAGGUGGAAAUCAGAACUGCAUGGAGAUCAACAUGAACGGUACAAAUUUUACUGAAGGUUUAUUUCUAGUUUUGUUUUUAUUGCCUGCUGCCCAAAUAUGAGUUGCAGGAAUAAUGUUUUACACACUUCUGAGUGUGUGUUCAUGUGUGUGUCUGUUAGAAAAAUAUCUUAUGAACCAGUCGACCAAAUUUAAUGAAGCUCUUUUAAAGAACAAAUAAAUCGUCUACAAAUAUUUAUGUUCUGGUUUGCCAGGUUUUCUCCAGUUGCUCCAGUUUCUUCGUACAGACCGUUUUAGUAUUUAGUGAAACUACGUAUUUUUACAAGUUCAGAUUUAUUUAACUCAUCAUACCGCGACUUGUACAAAUUUAAAAUUGGUUUCAGAAACAAACUAACAAGCAGUGCUGCUGAAUGUUGUCUUAUUCAACUUUAUUAGUUUUUAUCUUAAACAUUAUUUAGAAAAAACCCUCAAGACUCUUAAUGUUUAAUGUGUUUUGUUGUUUAACAGGAAAGGAGCUUUCCAAUGAUGCGAUCUGCAGCCGACGCAAUUCUUUCAUAUGUAGCAGAAAUCCGUAACUGAGUCCUUGUUUCCCGACACGAUGAUUUCAUUUCCAGCAGGAAGUCAAGCCUCGAUGACGUCACUUCUGGGAGACAAUUUGACACUUUGAUGUCUGAUGAUUCAAACUAAUAACUUAAAUAAAUGCAUGUUGAGUGAAAAAAA
Austrofundulus limnaeus is the source of this 1249-nucleotide messenger RNA. Its product is annotated as galactose-specific lectin nattectin. The transcript is spliced from 5 exons. Lineage: Eukaryota; Metazoa; Chordata; Actinopteri; Cyprinodontiformes; Rivulidae. Bases 123 to 632 code for a protein of 169 amino acids. The record is from RefSeq and is a predicted model, not a curated record.